AUGUUUUGUGAAGGAUCAGUUACAUCAGAAUUAAUGGAUACUUAUAUGAAGAAUGAUAUUUCGAGUCUAAGUAACAAUCUAGAAAAAGAGCAACUAUUAAUGGCACAGAAGCCACCAGGUGUUAAAUGUGACAUUCUCAAUGAGUGUCAAAUGUUCUUGAAAGCUGAAGAUGGUGGAGGUGAUGCUACUUAUCAGAUUUCUGGUAACAUAACAUCAAUCAAUGAAGGUGAGCAUGAUACUCCCACCUCAACUAGUAACAAUCUAGAAGAAUCACCUGACAAGCAAAUGGAAGAGGUAGAAAAGGGAGGCACUAUUGAUGGGAAUGAAGAAAUGCCUAGUACUGUUACAAUUCUUGAUACUCCAGAUGGAGGUAAAAUAUAUUUGGUCGGAACAGCACAUUUCAGCAUCAAGUCUCAAGAAGAUGUCUCCAGGGUUAUUCAAGAAGUGAAUCCACAUAUAGUGAUGGUGGAACUUUGUGAACAGAGAACAAAUAUUCUUCUUUUAGAUGAAGAAAUUAUUUUAAGGGAGGCUAAAAAUAUAAACUUUAAAAAGAUCAGGGCAACUAUGGCUCAAAAUGGAGUAUUCAAUGGUUUAAUGUACAUUUUACUUUUAAACAUGUCAGCGCACAUUACUCGUGAAUUGGGUAUGGCUCCAGGUGGAGAAUUUCGCCGGGCAAUGGCUGAGGCCAAAAAGAUCCCAAACUGCAUAGUGCAACUUGGUGAUAGAGCAAUUGACAUAACCCUACACAGGGCCAUAGCGUCCCUGUCUUGGGGACAGACAAUACGCUUUAUAUGGCAUCUCCUUACAUCAAACCAAAGUAUCAGUGUUGAAGAAGUUGAGAAAUGCAAAGUGAAAAAAAUGUUAGACGACAUGCUCGAAGAGAUGGCGGAGGAGUUUCCCGCGCUCAAGCGCGUGUUCGUUGUCGAGCGCGACAUGUACCUCUGCCAUUCUUUGCAAAUCGCCGCUUUGCAGCCGCGUAAUGAGCCAUGUCGUAUUGUUGGCGUGGUUGGUAUUGGCCACGUAGCCGGUAUAGUGGAGCACUGGGGCAAAGUCACGCCGCAAGACAUCACACCGUUACUUGUCAUCCCGCCUCCGUCGCUGUCGACGCGCAUAAUUCGCGUGUCGGUGCGUGUGGCGUGCGCGGGCGCGAUCACAUACGCCGUGUACAAGCUUUUCCCGCGGCGUUGGCUGCCC
Molecule: messenger RNA, 1194 nt
Organism: Iphiclides podalirius (scarce swallowtail)
Lineage: Eukaryota; Metazoa; Arthropoda; Insecta; Lepidoptera; Papilionidae
Source: the annotation of a GenBank genome assembly